Messenger RNA from Polypterus senegalus (gray bichir), 794 nucleotides. RefSeq names its product G2/M phase-specific E3 ubiquitin-protein ligase-like. Bases 26 to 769 code for a protein of 247 amino acids. Gene Ontology annotation, molecular function: ubiquitin-protein transferase activity. Lineage: Eukaryota; Metazoa; Chordata; Cladistia; Polypteriformes; Polypteridae. The record is from RefSeq and is a predicted model, not a curated record. The transcript is spliced from 4 exons.
AAUAAGCUAUUCUCCUAACUAACGUAUGUCCAUUAAAUUUACUGAUGACGCUGGCCAUUCAGAAGGCGCUGUUGACAUUGGAGGACCUCGCAGAGAAUUCCUGAGACUUUUGAUGAGAUAUCUCCAAUCUAGUUCUCUCUUUAUGGGGCCAGAACAUAAAAAAUACUUAGCAGUCAAUAGUACAGCUGUGAGAACAGAUGACUACUUCAUUGCAGGGAGAGCUAUUGCUGUUUGCCUUGUACAUGGAGGACCACCACCACAGUUUAUAGCAACUGAGUUGUAUGAUGCCUUGGUCAGUGGACCCGGAAAUGUUAAAUGUGAUUUUAAGAACAUUGAGGAUGAAGACAUAAGGUCAAAAUUACAAAAAAUAUAUGAGGUAAAAACCUUAGGUGAAGCAAAUGAAGCUGUCUUGAAGUUUCAGGAUUUUUUGAGCUUAGCAGGGUGCUUACGUAGGGUGAUUUCUGUUGAAUGUUCGAAACAGAUUGUUGAAGAAGCCACAAAUUGGUAUUUUUUCGGGCGCACAAGAGGAGUAUUUGAAAGAUUCAAACAGGGUCUUUGUACACUUGGUGUUCUGGAUGCAAUUCACAAGUUUCCCAAGGCAUUUUACCCAGCCUUAUGCUACACAGAAAAAACACUCACAUGGCAAGAAAUGGACAAAAUGUUUACUAUCACUUUGGAGUAUCAAGGUGGCAAUAAGCGACAACUGCAGACAAAAAUCAUAGGAUGGUGGCGAGAUCACUUAAUAGAUGUGCAAGGUUUGUUUUGCUAAUGAACUGCAUAAGUACAGUGGUGUG